AAUCAGAGUAAUAGGUGCAAUUGUUUGAACUGCUGCUGCUACUACUAACCUUAAAUAUUAUCAAUUAUUAUCAAUAAUCAUAAAUUAUUUUGUGUGCAAAAAAAUGUAUACGACGCAAAACCUUUAUUCCAAGAAAAUUAAUACUGAUUACUGAUUAAUGUCCAGAAUAUAAAAGCUUAUUUUGGCCAUGUUUAAUCCAGUCGAUUCAGCAUGGUCUCAGGGCUCUGUGUUCUUGUAUUUUUGGGUUUAUUUUCCCAGUUUUUGGCCAUUGAAAUAACACCAACGAUUUCAGAUGGUGUUCCUGAAACAUUUAAUAUAACCAGAAAAUUCUUUGAACAUAUCGGUAAUGGUUACUAUUACAUUGAAAAGGUUAAAAGCCUAAAUUGGUUUGCUGCUUUCGAAUCAUGCCGGCAAGUGGACGCCCAUUUAGUUGCCUUUGAGUCCUUGGAGGAAUGGAAUUCGGUUAUUCUUCACCUCAAGAACAAUAAGAUUGAAGGUAUAUUCUGGACUUCUGGCACAGACUUGGCAAAUCAAGAAGAACAUGUAUGGUUUACAACUGGUCAAAAGGUGACUUUGGAUAGCAUUUGGAAUGAAGGAGAACCCAAUAAUGAUGGUGGAAAUGAGCACUGCGAUGUGGUGCUCUCUGCUAAAGAUUCCAUAGGUUUGAAUGAUCUUGAAUGUGAACUGAAAAGACUCUAUAUUUGUGAAGCCCCACAACCGAUUACAGCCUCUUUUGUUAUCUGGUAAAGAACUAAUAAGCUAAAGGGUUUUCUAUUUGUUUUUGGAUAUUUACUUAACAAAACCGGGUCAUUAAGGGAAGUACCUAACUUUCUUUGUUUCAUAUAAAAGAAUCUAUCUUUUAGAUACAAUAAUAAAUCUAGAUAAAAUGUUC
This is a messenger RNA of Drosophila kikkawai, 892 nucleotides long. The record is from RefSeq and is a predicted model, not a curated record. Lineage: Eukaryota; Metazoa; Arthropoda; Insecta; Diptera; Drosophilidae.